AUGCCAAGGACCCAAACCGCUGUACCAAAGGGAUGGGACGGACAUGCCAUUUACCUCCAUGCCCCUUCAUAUUCAAAGAAGCUCUCCCGUGAGAAGCUCAUGACAAUCAUGUUCCCAAAAUCCCAUUUGGAUCCCAGUGUACCCAUUUACAACCCUAGUGGACCAUACACCAAUGUCAAGAUUAUCCCAGUUACAGAUUCUGCUCAUCCAGCGUUUGGGCAACAUGCUCUCUGUGCUAACCAGCAGCUCCCCCCAGACUCGUUCAUCCUGCCAUAUCUAGGCUAUGUUCACGAUCAGAAUGAUACCAAUGAAACAUCCGACUACGACCUCUCACUAGACCGAGAACUAGGUAUUGGCGUCGAUGCGUCCAUGAUGGGCAACGAAGCCCGCUUCAUCAACGACUACCGAGGAGUCUCGUCCGCACCCAAUGCCGAGUUUCGCGACAUAUAUGUGGACUGCCGAAACGGCAAGGUGGAGAAGCGAGUCGGCGUGUUCGUCCUCAGUGCUGGCAAAAGUGGAAAGAGGGCAAAGGGUAUCGCCCGUGGCCAGGAAAUUCUCAUCAGCUAUGGCAAAGGUUUCUGGUCGGAGCGACAGGUAGCUGAAGAGUGA
Messenger RNA from Bipolaris oryzae ATCC 44560, 609 nucleotides. RefSeq lists its product as uncharacterized. Gene Ontology annotation, molecular function: protein binding. The record is from RefSeq and is a predicted model, not a curated record. The transcript has a single exon. NCBI's taxonomy places the organism in Eukaryota, Fungi, Ascomycota, Dothideomycetes, Pleosporales, Pleosporaceae. The coding region runs from base 1 to 609 and encodes 202 amino acids.